GUCUUUACGCAAAGGUUAUCAGAAUUCGGCAGAAGUAAAAAUGCAGGGCCAAAUGCUUUUCAAACAUCCAUUAAUUGGCGGUAGGCUACAUGGAUCUAACACCAUUUUUCACCAAUGUGUCGCCUUUAUAUGUUUACUUUGGAAACGGGCCUCCCUCUCCACAAGAGUUCGACAAUAUGGGUGCUGUUGUACAGUGCAUAUAGGCCUAGUUAGCAGGAAUAAAAAGACCAAGACUAUUGUCCUAGUGCCUGAAAAGACAUGAAAGCACUUUGAAUUGGAUUUACCCACUACAGGCUGCCGCGGAGGACCCACAGAGAUUGUCAGUACGUGGAUUUUCAGAGGUAUUACGUAUGCCUCAAGAUUGACGUACCGGUACUUAACAUAGGCCUACUGUUUUGAGACUUCACCAGCUAUAAUAAGGGUGCCGUGAGCUUGUAAGGCCCAAAAUUGAGGCGAAGCGUUAUGUGGCCUUACCAAGGGCAAGACAUCGAACAGGGACUCAAGUUGACUUGAAUAUUCUUAUUAUCUUUCGGCGAAGAACUGAGGCGGUUUAUCAACUAGACAGGCGUUACAAACAGCAAGGAUGCUCUCUAUAGGCACCAAGUUCCUGGUGGUGAGCCAGGUUUUUACAGCGGUAAUUUUGUACCAAGUCAUCAACUUGUACCAAAACUGGAGGGACACAAGCGCCUGGCAGGCUGUUUUCAGGGGGCUAGUGGUAUUCCUGACGGGUGCCGGAGGCCUUGUCACCUAUGACAUAUAUAGGAAACGACCCGCUAAAAGCCACACGUGGAGGACGGUGUUACUUCAGUACACUCUUACACAAAUAUCCCGAGUUUUUGCGUAUUUUUCUCUUAGGAAUUUUGAGACAGCAAGCAAGAACAUCAGCAAGAUGCAAGAAGAUGCGUUAAUGUUUUACAUUCGCACGCUGGAAAAUACGGAGUUUGGCAAGAAACACAAUUAUUCUCAGAUGCGGACGAGGGAAGAUUUUUUGAAACUGCACCCAGUUUUGUCCUAUGCCGACCUUAAACCUUACAUCGACAAAACUGUAGCGGGAGAAAAAAACCAAAUCACUCCAUUUGACCCGUUUUACAUCGCUUUUACUUCAGGGACCACUGGUAAAAACAAAGCGUUCGUAUAUUCAAAAGAGAUGUUUGCCAAACCAUCAAAGAUGUUUAAAAGUCUUCUUUUUUCUACCGUUAGCUUCAAAAGAGCUGGGCUAUGGGAUCACCUGAAACGUUUUCACGAGGUCAGAAUAGGAGUCAAGACAGAUUUUACGGACAGUGGCGUAAAAACUGGACCAAUAGCUGGGCUGUAUGGAUUCUUUCCAAGUUAUUUGGUUUCACCACGUGUCGUGUAUGACGUCACUACCGAAAACGAGUCCCAUUAUUUACAUGUACUCUUCGCACUAAAAGAUCCUGGUAUUGGGGCUUUUAACUUCUCUUUCCCGUCUGUUGCUACCCGGUUUUGUCAAACUUUGGAACACCAAUGGCCACAACUAUGUGACGAUAUAGAACACGGUACCCUAAAUACUGACUUGGACAUACCCGAGGACAUCAGGGAAAAGUUGCAGACCGAUAUGAGGGCGGAUCCCCAAAGAGCUGUUGAAGUUCGAAGAAUUAUAAAGCAGGGCUUUGACGGCAUUGUGCGCCGUUUAUGGCCGGAAUGUAACGCAGCUCUAAUGUUGUGUUCGGGUUCUCUUCUCCUUGAGGCCGAAGGAUUGAAGAAACAUUAUAUGAAAGACGUUCCGUUUUGCAAUCCCGCUCAUGCAGCUACGGAGGGGUUAUUCGGGUUUUGUGAUCCCGCCGACAACGGCCAAACGCGUUUCAUUAUGACGGCUUCCUUAAAUCACUUCGACUUUAUCCCCCUGGAGGAAACAGAUAAACCAUCUCCCCGUGUGGUACCUAUUGAGGAGGUACAAAUAGGACAGUGUUAUGAACUGGUUGUAACAACUGCGGUUGUCAUGCGUUACAGACAAGGUGACGUGGUGAAGAUAGUGGAUUUUCACAACCAGGUUCCAGUAUACGAGUUCCAAUAUAGACUGGGACAGAUGUUAAAUCUUUUCUGGGAAAAGAUGACCGAGGGCGCCUUUGUCCACGCACUCCGAGGAGCAGCCAACCGCAUCGAUGUUGACAUAGCUGAAUAUACUGCGACGGAGAACGUCAACUUUGAAGCUAUCGCUGAGCCUCUACAAAAUGGAAGACACUAUGUAUUGUUUAUGGAGUUGUCAGAAAACUCGAACAAGGAACAAACGAGAAUGACUUCACAACAGAAGCAGAUGUUUGAAGACGUUUUGUAUGAAGAACACGAAGUUUACAAUAUGUUGAGAGAUAAUGGAAAUAUUCUUCCCAUGAAAGUUAUCCAAGUGAAGACCGGGGCAUUUAAUGCCUUGAGGGACGCCGCAGUGGAGAGCAACCCUCGUGCAAGUCGAUUCCAGUACAAGACACCGCGCGUGCUGAGGGCACCUGAUCGUCUGCGCGUUCUGUGGGACUCUCGCCUGUCGUGAUGGGUGGGAUGCAGCCACUGGUUUAAUUUUCUGUAUUGACCGCGAGCAUUAUGACGUUAAGUGCUUAAUCCAUGUUACUGCAGCUUUCGUCUCGAUGUAUAUGUAAUAACCACGGUUUUGAACGUCUAUGUAACAUGACAGAUUUAAACUUAAAAUUAAAAUUUAAAAGUAAACUUACAGCUUAAUGGUCAGACACAUCUCUGAACGUAUUCAAAUACUAUACAUUUUCGAGUCAUUAUGAAUCAGAAUAUAUGGUUUAAGGCACGAAUACAGCAAGCCUUAAUAUUGAAAACUGAUGCAUGAUAAUCAUUUUGUUC
This is a messenger RNA of Lingula anatina, 2820 nucleotides long. RefSeq lists its product as uncharacterized. The record is from RefSeq and is a predicted model, not a curated record. Gene Ontology annotation, cellular component: cytoplasm. Gene Ontology annotation, molecular function: acid-amino acid ligase activity. Lineage: Eukaryota; Metazoa; Brachiopoda; Lingulata; Lingulida; Lingulidae.